This is a messenger RNA of Thecamonas trahens ATCC 50062, 732 nucleotides long. Its product is annotated as charged multivesicular body protein 4a. The transcript is spliced from 3 exons. Lineage: Eukaryota; Apusomonadida; Apusomonadidae. Gene Ontology annotation, cellular component: ESCRT III complex; cytoplasmic side of plasma membrane; multivesicular body. The record is from RefSeq and is a predicted model, not a curated record. Gene Ontology annotation, biological process: vesicle budding from membrane; late endosome to vacuole transport via multivesicular body sorting pathway. Bases 23 to 682 code for a protein of 219 amino acids.
CUGCACUCGUUCUCUCCCCGCCAUGUUCAACCUGUUCGGCAAGAAGAAGGCCGAGCCGACGCCGCGCGACUCGAUCAUCAAGCUUCGGGAGACACUGGACACUCUUGACAAGCGCGAGGCGCACAUUGAGUCCAAGAUCAACAAGGAGCUGGCGACGGCCAAGAAGUACUCCAAGACCAACCGGCGACAGGCGCUGGCGGCGCUCAAGCGCAAGAAGGUGUACGAGAACCAGCUCAACCAGCUGGCGGGCUCGCGGAUGACGCUGGAACAGCAGAUCAUGAGCUUGGAGAUGGCGUCAACCAACGUGCAGGUUCUUGAGGCUGCGCGGGCGGGUGCGGCAGGCCUGCGGCAGGCACACAACAACAUGACCAUCGACGACGUGGAGGACACGCUCGACGAGGUCCGUGAGCAGCAGGACAUUGCCGCCGAGAUCGGCGAGGCGCUCUCUCAGCCGCUGGGCGGCCUGGACAUGGACGAGGACGACCUAGAGGCCGAACUGGAGGCAAUGGAGCAGCAGGCGCUCGACGACGAGUUCCUGGGAGUUGAGGCGCCGUCGACCUCGCUGCCGUCCGUCGCGCUCCCUGCCACGCCCAACGUACCGACACACACCCCUGUUGCUGCCGCCGGCGAGACUGACGAGGAGCGUGAGCUCCGCGAGCUCGAGGCCUCGAUGAUGGCCUAAGUGGCUCCAGUGAGACAGUGUAGCCUCGUAAACCAACCACCAACGCCAAA